AUGGCAUCUUCCACUGGCUACCGCUACUCCCAAAACUCCAAAAACAUCGGCGAAGCCAAAAACUUCUCGUGGGAAUAUCCCGUUCCCGCCAACGACUUCUGGAACCCCCUAGACUUCGUCGUUGGCCGGAACUUUCUGCAGUGCUUCUCGGCAGACGAGAUCGCACGACUGCCUCUCGACAGUACCCUCAGUAAAGACGGCAAGUUAGAAUUACUCCUCCAACUCCUCCAAGAGAAGCUCUUUUCUCGAGAUGCCGCAGCCGCGCCACAGACGCUCUACGACGUCGACUACGCGGCCUGGGAUAAGUUGCUGUUAGGUAUGUGCACGAUGCAAGGGCAGUUAGGGCAAUCCGCCGAGGCAGAGAAAACGAUCCGCUCGUUGGUGGAUCGGAGGAAAGACAGGACGAAUCUCUCGCAUUUGCAUAGUUUAUCUGGUCUACUUGCAGAGCAGGGUAAACACGCCGAAGCAGAGGAGACGGAAAUGCCCGUGAAGCUUUGGCUGGAUGAACGGCUGGGCAAGGACUCCCCCCAAGCGUUGGGAUCGCGGAGGAUCAUUGCGAAGGCUAUGUGGAAACAGGGGCCCUCAAGACAGGGAGAGGCGAGGGAGUUGUUGGCCGAGGUGAUGGAGUUGAUUGGUGGGAUGAGUGGAGGACAGUUCGCUGUGUACCAGGCUGAACAGAGAGAGACCACGGAGAAGAUGAUAGCGGACCUUGAGAGAGGACGCACCUGA
Molecule: messenger RNA, 729 nt
Organism: Coniosporium apollinis CBS 100218
Lineage: Eukaryota; Fungi; Ascomycota; Dothideomycetes
Exons: 1
Coding region: 1-729 (242 amino acids)
Molecular function (GO): protein binding
Source: RefSeq, a predicted model, not a curated record